AUGAACAAGCUUUACAUCGGGAACCUAAACGAGAACGUGACUCCCGCCGACUUGGAGAAAGUCUUCAACGACCACAAGAUCUCCUUCAGCGGGCAGUUCCUGGUCAAGUCCGGCUAUGCUUUUGUGGACUGCCCCGACGAGCAGUGGGCCAUGAAAGCCAUCGAAACUUUUUCGGGGAAAGUGGAGCUUCAUGGAAAACAACUAGAGAUUGAACAUUCAGUACCUAAAAAGCAAAGGAGCCGGAAAAUUCAAAUCCGAAACAUCCCACCCCAGCUGCGAUGGGAGGUUCUGGAUGGUUUGCUAGCCCAGUAUGGCACUGUAGAAAACUGCGAGCAAGUGAACACCGACAGCGAGACGGCCGUUGUCAACGUCACCUACGCCAACCGGGAGCAGACCAGGCAAGCUAUCAUGAAGCUGAAUGGGCACCAGCUGGAGAACCAUGCGCUGAAGGUCUCCUACAUCCCCGAUGAGCAGUCGAUGCAAGGGCCAGAGAAUGGGCGGCGGGGCGGCUUUGGGGCACGUGGUGCCCCCAGGCAGGGGUCCCCCGUCACUGCAGGGGCACCAGCCAAGCAGCAGCCUGUGGACAUCCCCCUCCGCCUCCUGGUGCCCACCCAGUACGUGGGGGCCAUCAUCGGCAAGGAAGGGGCCACCAUCAGGAACAUCACCAAGCAGACGCAGUCCAAGAUCGAUGUACACCGGAAAGAGAAUGCAGGAGCUGCAGAAAAAGCCAUCAGCAUCCACUCCACCCCUGAGGGCUGCUCCGCUGCCUGCAAGAUGAUUUUGGAGAUCAUGCAGAAGGAGGCAAAGGACACUAAGACGGCUGAUGAAGUGCCUCUGAAAAUCCUGGCCCAUAACAACUUUGUGGGGCGUCUCAUCGGCAAAGAAGGGCGAAACCUGAAGAAAGUGGAGCAAGACACGGAGACAAAAAUCACCAUCUCGUCCUUGCAGGACCUGACCCUGUACAACCCCGAGAGGACCAUCACGGUGAAGGGCUCCAUUGAGAACUGCUGCAAGGCGGAGCAGGAGAUCAUGAAGAAAGUGAGGGAAGCCUACGAGAACGACGUGGCUGCCAUGAGUUUACAAUCUCACCUCAUCCCUGGCCUUAACCUGGCUGCAGUUGGCCUCUUCCCUGCCUCCUCCAACGCAGUACCUCCUCCACCAAGCAGUGUCUCCGGGGCUGCACCGUACAGCUCCUUCAUGGUAGUGCCACUGUUCCUGCAGCCUCCGGAGCAGGAGACGGUGCACGUGUUCAUCCCCGCUCAGGCGGUCGGUGCCAUCAUCGGCAAGAAGGGCCAGCACAUCAAACAACUCUCCCGGUUUGCAAGUGCCUCUAUCAAGAUUGCCCCUCCGGAGACACCCGACUCCAAAGUGCGCAUGGUCGUCAUCACCGGCCCCCCAGAAGCUCAGUUCAAGGCACAAGGUAGGAUUUAUGGGAAGCUGAAGGAGGAGAACUUCUUUGGGCCGAAGGAAGAAGUGAAGCUGGAAACGCACAUCCGGGUCCCCGCCUCAGCCGCCGGCAGGGUCAUUGGCAAGGGAGGCAAAACUGUCAAUGAGCUGCAGAACCUGACGGCAGCAGAGGUGGUGGUGCCACGGGACCAGACCCCCGAUGAGAAUGAGCAAGUCAUUGUCAAGAUCAUCGGGCACUUCUACGCCAGCCAGAUGGCUCAGCGCAAGAUCCGGGACAUCCUGUCACAGGUGAAGCAGCAGCACCAGAAGGGACAGAGCGGGCAGACGCAAGCGCGGAGGAAAUGA
Messenger RNA from Colius striatus (speckled mousebird), 1752 nucleotides. RefSeq names its product insulin like growth factor 2 mRNA binding protein 1 (gene IGF2BP1). Gene Ontology annotation, molecular function: mRNA 3'-UTR binding. The record is from RefSeq and is a predicted model, not a curated record. The transcript has 15 exons. Gene Ontology annotation, biological process: nervous system development; regulation of gene expression. Gene Ontology annotation, cellular component: cytosol; nucleus; cytoplasm. The coding region runs from base 1 to 1752 and encodes 583 amino acids. Lineage: Eukaryota; Metazoa; Chordata; Aves; Coliiformes; Coliidae.